Amborella trichopoda is the source of this 1254-nucleotide messenger RNA. RefSeq lists its product as uncharacterized. Lineage: Eukaryota; Viridiplantae; Streptophyta; Magnoliopsida; Amborellales; Amborellaceae. The record is from RefSeq and is a predicted model, not a curated record.
AAAACGGUAAACGGAAACCAGUUAUGGAAGACGCACUGUGUCUGCACCUGCCCAAGCUCUCGGGGGGAGCGUCAAGCGAAACCCUAGAAAUAGUUUUGCAAACGCUGUGGAAAACCAGGAAAACAGGGCUUUCACAUGAUGAGAAAGAUUACAUUCAGGGCCUUCUCCUGAUGCAUUCUCAAGAAGAGCUCGACCCUGUACUCGCAUGUCUCCGUUCCCUUAUCAGAAAGUGUGUACAUGAGAACUUGACUGGGGAUGAUAUCCAAAAGCUGUUUCCUCUUGAAGUUCCUCUUGAACUACAAAGUAUUCUUGUACUACUGCUGCAAAAAUAUCAAAGCCAGUGGAAGGUGGAUACCUCAAAAGAUCAGCCUCAGUGGCCAAGACCAAGAACUUCAUAUCAUGCUAAAGGCAAUACAUUGCCCACACAAAUAGCUUUCUCUACUUUGGAUAUGUGGCCUCGCCAAGAUGAGACAGAACAACGCUCGACUGUUGUUCCUACAACACCUUCUACUGAAUUGAAUCCUCCUCGCUUGCCUCCUCUACAACCCCAACACGAUGAUGGGCCGCCUCAAAAUUUGAUGUUUCUUCCCCGACUUAAGUCAAUGACUUGGGCCAUGGAGAAUCAGAAUUCAACACCUGCUAAUAGAGUGGCUAUCAUCACUUUAAAGCUUCAAGAUUAUGCUAAUUCUCCUUCAGGAGAAACUGAGGAAAAGUUCCAGCUUUCCAGGGACACUCUUGAUGCCAUGUUGAGAUCAAUGGCCUAUAUAAGUGAGCAGCUUUCAAACGCUGACAUGCCUUCUUCUACGCCGCCAAUGGCUCCGCCAUCCAAGAAGCAGCGCCAAUAGCUUGCACCCAUGUAAACCGACGAGGCCAAGCACGUUCGAUAAAAUAUUGCCACAUGUGGGCCUGCCACAUCAGCAUGGUGCAUCCAUCCAUGCUGAAGUGGCGUCCCCCAUUGGUUGAGACAUGAGAAGGAUUCUUGUUGUUGUGUAUGGUUUCCUUAUGCCUGGAGGCUUGCAAGUGGAGCCCCUUGGUUGCUUUUGCCUCAGUGAUGAGUACUUGCAAUUUUAUUUAGAGUUAAAUCAGGAAAAUCUCUCUCUCUAUAUCUUUUAUAUAAAUUAUAGUCAUGCCAUUUAGUUGGGUUUAAUGAAAAUUGGGGGAAAGGGAGGGAUUGGAUUGUUGAUUGCUUGGAAUUUUGUUGAUUUUUAUGUAUUUUAGAGAAUAUCUUGUUCAUUUAUACAUUUCAUUUGAUUA